AUGAGCGCCUCUCAAUUAAGCCGGGAGGCAGAACCAUCCCUUGCACAACUGUCCUCUUCCAAGUCAGAGCCCCAGCAGCAACGCGCAACAUGGCCCCCUUGCCAAAUCCCAAUGGACGUCUCGGCUCCUUCAGACUUCGUCUCAAACUUCGAUGAGUGGAUGAGGGCUCAGCGCGCGCGCGCACCAGCUCGCGCGCGCACCGUCUGCCCGCGCUGGGAGCAGCGGGUUCGAGACUUGAUGAAGAGUCCCCAGGUCAAAGCAGAGCACGAGGCGUAUCUGCGAGAACUAGGGGUGGAGGAAGAUCUGGAAGAGGCGCUGCCGCCGGUGAUCCCAGGGACGGACUGCUUCAACCCGGUGCUGGAGAAGUUCUGGCUGCCUCUCGCGAGGUACGUUCUCUUUGCGGGGUAUUCCCGUCUUGAGUACACCGAACUCCCCGACAGCACGGCCGUCUUGCUCGUCAACGCGCGCGUGCGCGACACCAUCUGCUGGUCCGUCCCGACGCUUUCCGUUCUCCGCUACAUGAUAGAGUCCGCUCCGGAGGGGCGGAUCCUGGACGUGGGAGCCGGAACGGGUUACUGGAGCGCGCUCUUGGCCGGUUUGGGGGCAGAUGUGGUUGCGGUUGAUGACUUUUCGUGGUGGCAAGAUAGGCCGGAGUUUAUGGCGAGAUGGGGAGAGGCGAUACGGGGAAAGCCGGCGCCGCCGGGAGCGGAAUCCUCAGGCAGCCGGAACGGAACGCCCGGUGGGGAUGGAGCUGAAACGGCCGGAGCUGAUGCUGGUGGGAGUGAAGCCGGAGGGGAACACGACGGAAGCUCCCAAAUGCGGCCCUUUUACUUCGACGUUCGAAGCGAGGACGCUGCAAAUUACAUCGAGUCAGGCAAGGCCGGCGACCGCGCGCUCCUCUUCAGCUGGCCCGCCGGAGUGAUGCACUCCGUCGAAUGUUACACGGGAGAGACCAUUUUUUUCAUUGGAGAAGAUCCGGACGGCGCCACAGAUCACAUGCAGAAUCACGAAUCCUUUCGCGAAACGUGGACGGCGGUGCACCGGAGCGGAAUGCCCUGCUGGCUGUUCAAGCACGACGAGUUUGUGGUGUACAAGCGUACUUCGUCGCUUUCAUAG
Messenger RNA from Klebsormidium nitens, 1116 nucleotides. NCBI's taxonomy places the organism in Eukaryota, Viridiplantae, Streptophyta, Klebsormidiophyceae, Klebsormidiales, Klebsormidiaceae. The record is from the annotation of a GenBank genome assembly.